Molecule: messenger RNA, 327 nt
Organism: Colletotrichum orchidophilum
Lineage: Eukaryota; Fungi; Ascomycota; Sordariomycetes; Glomerellales; Glomerellaceae
Exons: 2
Coding region: 1-327 (108 amino acids)
Source: RefSeq, a predicted model, not a curated record
AUGGAAAUGACCCUUGAGGCCAUCAUUGCCAUCGUGGCCCUGAUUGUAGGGUCACCACCUACAUGCUUCAUCAUAUGGCGAUCUUGCAUUCGUAGGAGAGAGAGGUCGACCCAGGCUAUAAUCCCACUAUACCGACCUCACACGAUCACGAAUACUGGCUCCCCUCACUACGGGCAAUCUUUCGCAUCUUAUUCAAUAUGGAAAUCUCGGACAAUGUCAGCUUUCGAAAUGGAAAUGAAUAGGCCCUCUGGUGACGAGCAUGCUUCUUGGAACGGCUGGUCGAUCGGAAGUUCCACCUCGUAUCAUUUGGGAGGCCACCAUGUUUAA